This is a messenger RNA of Mycotypha africana, 1754 nucleotides long. Its product is annotated as Metallo-dependent phosphatase-like protein. Lineage: Eukaryota; Fungi; Mucoromycota; Mucoromycetes; Mucorales; Mycotyphaceae. Gene Ontology annotation, molecular function: hydrolase activity. Bases 403 to 1692 code for a protein of 429 amino acids. The transcript is spliced from 5 exons. The record is from RefSeq and is a predicted model, not a curated record.
UGCCUCAUUGCUUAACAGACUUUAGAUCAAAUUAAACUUAGAAUGUGGAAUGGAAUUGAGUAACCGAUAUGGGAUUUAGCUUCUUAAUAAUCUCCAUUUUUUAAAGCAACACAGAUUGCUUUUCGGAGACAUGUUUUUCUACUACCCAUUCUCAUCGACGUGUACCACUGCCGAAACUGCAUUUAUUGCUAUAAAUUUGCUUAAAAUCUCAAUUCUAAAGCAUUCUAGCUUCAAUGUUCGGUUUCAAAAUGAAAAGAUUGUUCACACUUGCAUUAUUGCCUUUAUCUGCUACAUUGUUCAAUGCAGUAUCAUUUUGUAAUGCUGAAUUUAUCAUCAAUAACAAAACAGUCGUCUCUUUAGGAGGGCCAGGCAUUAGAACGGUGCAAGAUAGGUAUAACCAAGAUGGUGAUUGGAACAGAACGUACAGUCCAUUUGAGCCACAACAAGUUCACGCUUCAUGGCUUUCAGAUGGUAAAGCUUUCCGAGUCCAAUUCUCAACCAUGGCGCCAGUUAAAAAGGCAAAGCUGGACAUUUGUUGAUGGAGGCGAAGCGCAACAUACUCAAUAUAUGCACACACUUAGCACUGAAACAUUGAAGCCCGCAACAAUUUAUAGCUAUAGAAUCAUAACUAUCGGUGAUGACGGUGAGUCGUCCGAAGGAACAGACAACUCUUUCGAAUCGAAAGUGUUUGAACUGCAUACACCUGCGAAAUCUUCCAAAGGCUCAUCCUCUUUCAAAUUUAUUGCAACUGGUGAUAUUGGUGUCAAUAAUGCCGUUUCAAUGCCACUUUUCAAGCAGUUUGUAACCAGCCAUGAGUACGAUUUUGUUGCUUUUGUAGGUGAUCAGGGUUACAAUUUAGACGAUUUUAAUGGUACCAAAGGUGACGAGUACAUGAAGUUUGCAGAGGAACUCUAUGCCAACCUUCCUAUAUUGACGACUACGGGUAACCAUGAACAGGCUUACAAUUUCUCACAUUAUAAGAAUAGGUUUGACUUGAUGCCCUAUCGCGAAUCUGGUUUUGAUAAUGCCUUGCAAUACUCUAUCAAUUACAAGAAUCUACAUCUGGUUUCCUUCGACACGGAAGUAUUUUUCGAAGGGUCGGAGGAAGAAGUGCUUACUGCUCUACAUUGGUUAGAGGAAGAUUUAAUUGAAGCAAAUAAGCGUCGCUCGAAAGUCCCUUGGAUUAUUGUAUUUGGCCAUCGUCCUUUGUAUUGUUCCGUAAUGUCGAGUAGUGAUUGUGUCGAAAAAGCUGAGAAGUUACGAUUCGGCGAGCCAGUGGAUAAAAACUAUGGAUUGGAGACUCUUUUAUCAAGAUACAAAGUUGAUCUAUAUCUUUGCGGUCAUAAGCAUAAUUAUGAAAGAUCUUACCCUGUCCUUAACAAUACACUCGUAACGACUUCGUAUCAUAACCCACCCUCUUUCUUUCAAGUCAUAACUGGCAACGGAGGGAAUUAUGAGGGCUGUGACAAAUUUGAUGAUAUGACAAAUACAGCAGCGAUACCUAAAUGGCUGGGCAACCAUUAUGAAGGAUAUGGAUUCACGACGGUCGAAGUCUCGCGUAAUCGUUUAGAUUUACAUCACUAUGAGGUGCAGGAAGAUGGUACUUUAGGCGACUUGCGCGAUCAGGUUCGCGUACAUAAGACGAAAGGACACGUGAAAAAGCAAGCAAAGCUUGCUGCUGAAGCUGCCUAAAGGACAAGGAAAAGCUCAAUUGUAUUUUUAAUCAGACAUACAACGGAAGUUGAAAUAAAAUU